AUGGCAGCGGCUCUGCUGGCUUCAUCUGUUGCUGUGUGGGGUGCGCCGUCUGUAGCGGCAGAGGUAAAUUCGAUGGCAGAGAAGGGGAAAAGGAGAUUUGCGGUUGGGUUGGCGUGGCUUACUGUGGGGUUGGGAUCGGAAUCAAGGCAGGUUCCGCUGUCAGAUGCGGAUGCAGAUGUAGUUGCAGACGCAUAUGUCGAUGUAGGUAGAGGUGCCGAUUCGAUUGCCAUUGUUAUUAUCCUCGUCACAGCCCGGAGUCAGACGAUUACCCAGCUUGUCGAUGAUUUCACAUCCCGUGGCGUUCCACAGGCAUCGUGGGAUUUUUGCUAA
Molecule: messenger RNA, 330 nt
Organism: Paracoccidioides brasiliensis Pb18
Exons: 2
Coding region: 1-330 (109 amino acids)
Source: RefSeq, a predicted model, not a curated record